CUUCGUGUGUUAUUCUUUCCAAGUUUGAAUUAGGAAUAUUUUGUCGUGCGAUUCAAGAUUAUAAAGUAAAUUUGGCACCAAUUGUUCCUCCUGUCGUUUUGCUUUUGGUUAAAAGCCCCAUUGCAAGAAAAUAUGAUUUGUCAAGUUUACGAUUAGCUAUAUCCGCUGCCGCUCCUUUAAGCAAAGACUUAAUUAAGCAAUGA
Messenger RNA from Funneliformis geosporum, 203 nucleotides. The record is from the annotation of a GenBank genome assembly. NCBI's taxonomy places the organism in Eukaryota, Fungi, Glomeromycota, Glomeromycetes, Glomerales, Glomeraceae.